Messenger RNA from Pisolithus orientalis, 1812 nucleotides. RefSeq lists its product as uncharacterized. Lineage: Eukaryota; Fungi; Basidiomycota; Agaricomycetes; Boletales; Pisolithaceae. The record is from RefSeq and is a predicted model, not a curated record. Bases 1 to 1347 code for a protein of 448 amino acids. Gene Ontology annotation, molecular function: protein binding. The transcript is spliced from 5 exons.
AUGCCUUGGCUUUUGGAAAGGUCACGGAUAAAUGUGUACCUCGCACCCCUUGGAGAACAACUCGAGAUCUUCUUCUGCAUAAGACACGUUUACACGACCAGCAGUCCGUUGUCUCGUCCUUGCAAAUUGCACCAACGGGCGGACAAUGCGCGUCAAUUUACGACUGCUGCAAGCAUACAGAGCCAAAAAAUCCCAGUAGCAGUUAUAGAUUGUCUACCUCUAGAAUUGUUCUCUCGGAUUCUCCACUUCGCUCUUUCCAUGACUAGUCAGCGCGAGUGGCGCCUGCAUCCCCGCCAGAAACAACAACUCGCAGGGGUAUCUCGCCGGUGGAGGGACGUCAUUCUGAACACUCCAUCCCUAUGGUCUACUAUCUGCACGCGUCCUAUUUGGGCCCUGUUAGACGUGGAGAUGCAUGUGGAAAGGAGUCGCGACCAUCCGCUUGACAUUAUAGUUUUCGAGUGGUGGUACAGCUACGGAUUUGUUGCAUUUCUUCAUCCCAUUCUUCCCUAUACACACCGUUGGCGCAGCCUUACUAUCCACACUGGUGUGGCAGACCCACACUCCCUUCUCCAUGAUCUCAGCGAGCUAUCUUUUCCCUGUCUCAAACGCGUAAAUGUCCAAGGUUCACGGAGAUUUGAUGUCGAAUUUCCCACCGCAGAUAGCACUCCUGUCCUCAAUCAAUUGAUUAUCCAAAAUUGUCGCCUUCCAAAGAGUUUGCUCCCUUCUCUGGAAAAGCUGACGACCCUUGCGCUCUGCGGAGAGAUAGACAUCGACAAUCCGAGCAUGCUAGUGAAGGCGAUCGUAGCCCCGGAACUUUCUUGCUUUGAUUUCAAUUUUGAUGAAUCGGCCGCAGUUUUCGGCGGGAUUCCUUCCGCAUUCAACAAGGUUCAUUAUGUUUGUCUCCGCUCUUCGACUAGGAACCCCAUUGCAACAGUGUGCCAGGCGUUCCCUAAUGUACGCCACUUCGAAAUGGGAGAACAUGCAUGCGGAUUUUUCCAUGGUUUGAGGGAAAGGACUGACCUCUGGGUCGACCUGGAAUCUAUAACUCUUUGCUCUCUACGUAUAGACGUCUUGGAAGGGGCAGUCAACGAACUUCGAGAAUGGUUUCUGCAACGGAAACCGACGGCAAAACCAUUACACAAUCCUACGUGCUGGAAGAGGACAGGGCGCGUUCCAUCUUGCGUUGUCAAUGUGCGUCUGGAGCAGGACGUUCCUUGGCGAGAAUCGACAGAUGACUUUCAGAAUGUAUCGGAAGAUGAAUCUAGUGAGAUCGCAAAGGAUGAUGAUUUGGAGGACAAUUGGGGUGACUGGUGGGCAGAUUCGGACGUCGAUUAUGGUAAUCAAUGAUGUGUCCCUCUCGCUGAGGAACAUCGAUUUUGUUCUGGCUUAGCCGAUGAUAUUCCACAUAGAAGCUUUCGCGCACACCGUGAUCGUGCUUGCGAUCGGUCAAUACUACUGACAUAAAACUCUUGCGUUCAGUUGUUCCCACGCAGUCGAACUCCAAAAUCCCUGUCCAAUCGUGAGCUUGUCAGUAUCUCGUCAUGGUUGCGGAGCGUAAAACCUGUUCUACGGAUCCUCUCAUUCUAGCGCGGUCGGCCAUGAGCGCGGCUGGUGAUGACACAGAACUUCCGCGUGCACGUUAGCCCAACUGAAGGGGUAAUGAGUAGAUAUGAGGUCCGAAGUGCGGGCAGAGUGGUGCUGACAUCUAUCGAUCCAAAUUUAUCUGACUGUCCACUCGGCUCCCCGUAUCGCCCAAUGGCCGGAGGAUGGAUCCAGGUAUAUCACAGAAUCAGACAUAUUCGCCGAGUGGAC